GGACUGAAAGCCUCUCCGAAGCAGUGUUAGCAAUGCAGUCACCUUCGGAGUACCUUUUCAAACACAAAGGAUUUUAUUUCCAACCCGAGCUGGUUACGGCAGAAUACAUAGAUUCUCUGGAAGACUUUGAAAUCAGAGACAGUGAUGUAUUUCUAGUCACCUUUCCCAAAUCAGGCACAGUAUGGACUCAGAACAUUUUGAGCCUGAUUUAUCAUGAAGGACAUCGAAAUGGAACUGAGGACACGGAUUUAAUGGACAGAGUCCCAUGGCUGGAAUACAAUAUCCGUAGCAUGGAUUACAUCAGUCGCCCGUCUCCUCGGCUCUUUGCAUCCCAUCUGCCCUACUAUUUGGUCCCUAAGGGGUUAAGAAGCAGAAGAGCAAAAGUUAUUUAUGUGUCAAGAAACCCAAAGGAUGUCUUGGUUUCCUACUACCAUUUUUCCAAAUUUGCAGUCAAAUUUGAAACAGCAGGAGACUUUGGCAAUUUCAUGGAAAAGUUUUUAGCUGGUGAAGUUCUAGCUAGUUCAUGGACAGACCAUGUUGAAGGCUGGUAUGCUCACAAGGAUGACUUCAAUAUUCUCUUUCUUACCUAUGAAGAAAUGAAGAAGGACCUGAGGAGUUCCGUAUUGAAAAUAUGCAGUUUCCUAGGAAAGAAGCUGACUGAGGAAGAGUUGCAGGUUGUUGUGGAUAAGGCUACAUUUGAUAAAAUGAGAAUUGAUCCCAGGUCAAACUAUGAGAACAUGCCCACCGAUCUCCUAGAGAAAGGCAAAGGACACUUUCUUCGGAAAGGUACUGUUGGGGACUGGAAAAACAUAAUGACUGUAGCACAGAGUGAAAGGUUUGACAGUGUUUUUAAGGAAAGGAUGCAAAACCUGCCCCUCAGGUAUUGCUGGGAUAUCAAUGAUCACCUUCCAUCUUGAAA
Molecule: messenger RNA, 919 nt
Organism: Gekko japonicus
Lineage: Eukaryota; Metazoa; Chordata; Lepidosauria; Squamata; Gekkonidae
Product: amine sulfotransferase-like
Exons: 7
Coding region: 33-917 (294 amino acids)
Biological process (GO): sulfation
Cellular component (GO): cytoplasm
Molecular function (GO): sulfotransferase activity
Source: RefSeq, a predicted model, not a curated record